GUGUAAUCUAUACAAACACUAAUCAUCAUCAUCAUCAUCAUCAUCAGUGUUUGUGGAUGAUUGUCCUGCUGAUCGUGAAAUGAUGGGUGUGAAUCAAUCGUGCAGAUCGUCAGUGUUUGAUGAAGAUGAGGAGGUUUCCUUUGACCACUUUCAGAUUCUCAGGGCCAUUGGGAAGGGAAGCUUUGGAAAGGUGUGUAUCGUACAGAAGAAAGACUCGCAGCAGCUGUAUGCCAUGAAAUACAUGAACAAACAGACGUGCAUCGAAAGAAACGUAAUCACUAAUGUCCUGAGAGAACUACAGCUGAUGCAGCGACUCCAACAUCCAUUCCUCGUCAACCUCUGGUAUUCAUUUCAGGAUGUGGAGGAUAUGUUUAUGGUGGUGGAUUUGUUAUCAGGUGGUGAUUUGCGGUUUCAUUUACAACAGAAUGUUCGUUUUAAAGAGGAAAUGGUGAAACUGUACGUCUGUGAGCUAGCGUUAGCACUCUGUUACCUGCAGCGUUCGCACGUCAUUCAUCGUGAUAUAAAGCCAGACAACAUUCUCUUGGAUGAACAUGGUCAUGUGCACAUUACUGAUUUUAAUGUGGCUACAGUACUAAACGGUUCAGAGAAAGUCACAUCUAUGGCAGGAACUAAACCAUACAUCGCACCAGAAGUGUUCCAGUCGUGUGUUGAUGGUGUUUCUGGGUAUUCUUACGCUGUGGAUUGGUGGUCUCUCGGUGUCACAGCGUAUGAGCUUUUGCGAGGGGCUCGCCCGUAUGAGAUCCACUCCAGCACGACAGUAGGUGAUGUCAUCAAUAUAUUCCGUGGGCAGCGUGUGUGUUAUUCCUCUUACUGGUCAAAAGGAAUGACAGAUUUACUCCGCAAGCUCCUGAUGACAGAUCCUGUGAAUCGUUUGUCAUGUUGGUCUGAUAUUCAGAACUUUCCUUCUCUGUCUGAUGUGAACUGGGAUGCUGUAUUGGAGAAAUCAGUCUUACCUGGAUUCAUUCCCAAAAAAGGUCAUCUGAACUGUGACCCCAUGUUUGAGUUGGAGGAGAUGAUUCUGGAGUCGAAGCCUCUGCACAAGAAGAAGAAACGUCUGGAGAAGAACAGAAAUAAACACUCCAAUCCUCUGCCCGCACACAUACAGAUGAGUUUAGACACACUGAGAGACGAAUUCAUCAUCUUUAACAGAGAAAAGAUGAUGCAGCAGUGUUUACUUUCCCAGAGUCCAGCUGAUCAUGAACUGUAAAAAAACAACAACAAACAACAUCAACAAACACCUGCAGCUGUGAACUUCAAUCCUGUAUGAAAGAGGAUCCUUCACCUCAAAAACCACCAAACAUCCCGUGAGCUGCCGAUCGCUCUGAACACGUGUGUGUUUAAUCAUGUCUGACACCUUUGAGUUUCCGUUCUACUGUGCAGUAUUCCCAUUUAUUAAAUUCAAACUCUCAGAUGUACAUGUAGCGUUCACAAUGAUUAUGCACGAUUAUAUUUCUAUUUAAUAAUAAUAAUAAUAAUAAUAAUAAUAAUAAUAAUAAUAACACGUUUAUUUUAUAUAGCGCCUUUCUACAAACUCAAGGUUGCUUUACAAACAGCAAAAACAAAACAAACAACAACAAAAAAAAAACAGAAGAGCAGAUAAUUAAGAGUCAGAAUAACAAAAGAGAUAUGUUUUGAAAUCAUGUUUGGUGUUGAGGUCACAGAGGGAUUAUGGGAUAGUAUUCCAUAAUGUUGGAGCAGUAGUGCUAAAAGCCCUGCCACCCAGUGAUGUUAGCUUAUAACGUGGGAUGAGUAGUAAACCGGAGUCAGAGUGAGCGAGAUGGUGUGUAGGGAUGAAUAUUUAUUCAUAUGAAUCUAUUUACACCAUUUAAAUAAAGGAUAUCUUGUGCGUUUGAUCAAUAAUUGUUCUGUAGUUUCACUGUUCAUACAGACACACACUACGUCAAAGGAGAGUCAAAUGAAUGUCAGUUUGACAGAUAAUCACAAAUAAAAACUGAUCUGACAUCUGCUGGUGUUUAAAGGGAUUUAAAAUAUUUUUCUGUUCAAUAAAAUAAAAGGUCACGCAGGAAAAUGUUCUCACAAAGAAACACACAAACACACAUGGCCGGCGGGCAAAAAGCCUGUCUGGACACACACACAUUGAUGACAUCAUUUGACAGCUGAACUCCUGUUACUAUGGAAACAAUCAGCAAGUCAAGAGGCUUUAUUGUCUUUUCAACCAUUUACAGCAGGUACAGUACACAGUGAAACAAAACAACAUCCCUUCAGGUCCAUGGUGCUACAUAAAAACAACACAGACCUACAUGAGACUACAUAAAGUGACAAAACAGCACAAGACAGCACAAUAAUUACUAAAACAGGACAACAGUGACCCCUACACAAAUCGACCAGUAAAGAGCAGCAUAACGUUUAUUUACAGCUGAUGAAGAAAACAGGCCUCACAUGUACUGCAGUGAAAAUACGCACAAUCAUAAUUACAGAAUCUGUUACACGUUAUUGAGGCGUGAUGCUGUUCUUCUUGAAGUUCAGGAAGUUGCGUUUCUUUGUAUGUGUGUGUGAUGUUUGUGUGUGUUGACGUUCGGUGGAGGCGGGAACAUCCUCGUUUGGUUACGCCGCCUCCUCGUCACCGCUCAUCACUUCAGUCUCCUCCAGCGGCUGUGGGGUCAAAGGUCGAGUCUGAAGAAACUCUUGUUUGUGUCUCUGAUGAGUCUCAUGAGUGUCUCCAGCUGCAUUGAAAAGCUUGUGAAGAACCUGCUGAUGUCUCCUGAGGAACCUGAAGACACAAACAUCACCAGACUAAACAACAUCUUUAAACAUCCUGAAGAAAAUGGGAAACACAAUAACAGCUCAGUGUAACUGAAUGAGACUGACCUGUCUGUCUUUCUCUGUGUGUGUGGAGGAGAGUGAGACAGGUUUCUGUUCAGCACAUCAUGUUUCAGUCUGCCUCUAAGAAAGUGUUAUCCUGCUGUGGGUUCUAAUGCAUCUAUGACAGCAGUUCUCCUUCAGGUACUAUUGGUAGCAGGAGACGCAGGAGCUCAUGAAGAUCAGGAACAGUCAACAGAGCCUG
Myxocyprinus asiaticus (Chinese sucker) is the source of this 3046-nucleotide messenger RNA. Its product is annotated as serine/threonine-protein kinase 32B-like. Bases 80 to 1228 code for a protein of 382 amino acids. NCBI's taxonomy places the organism in Eukaryota, Metazoa, Chordata, Actinopteri, Cypriniformes, Catostomidae. Gene Ontology annotation, biological process: protein phosphorylation; regulation of signal transduction; G protein-coupled receptor signaling pathway. The record is from RefSeq and is a predicted model, not a curated record. The transcript has 12 exons. Gene Ontology annotation, molecular function: G protein-coupled receptor kinase activity; ATP binding; G protein-coupled receptor binding.